Messenger RNA from Ricinus communis (castor bean), 508 nucleotides. RefSeq lists its product as uncharacterized. The record is from RefSeq and is a predicted model, not a curated record. The transcript has 3 exons. The coding region runs from base 60 to 410 and encodes 116 amino acids. NCBI's taxonomy places the organism in Eukaryota, Viridiplantae, Streptophyta, Magnoliopsida, Malpighiales, Euphorbiaceae.
AAAUCAAAUUGCUUCACCUUUAAAUAUUAGCUUGUUCUUGGACAUUGCAAAGCUGAAAGAUGGCAGCCAACACUUCGUUUAAGCUACAAUUCUUCAUCGCUCUCCUAGUUGUCGCUUCUUAUUCGCAUAUAGUUGCUGGUGAUUAUGAAGACAGCGGACCUGUACCUUCUUUUGAUUGCAAAAGUACCGCUGACUGUAAGGAACCGCGUAUUGUCGGUGGUAAAGCUUCGCAUAUGGUUGCUGGUGAUUAUGAAAACAGAUUAGGACCUGUAAUUUCUUUCAACUGCAGAAGAACCUCUGAUUGCAAGGGAAAGAAAUGCUUGUGCGAUCAUUGCACUUGUCAAAAUCUUAGAUGUAGGUGCAUUCUCAGCGGUCCAUCCUCUGGUGAAGAAGAAGCAUCAAGACAUUGAAUAUUACAAGGGCUGGAUUUAUAUAUAUGAAUAAUCCCAAACCUAAUAAGAUUAACAUUUCUUAUAAGAAAAAAAAAAAGAAAAAUUAACUAUGAAUG